Messenger RNA from Petromyzon marinus (sea lamprey), 1803 nucleotides. RefSeq lists its product as uncharacterized. Gene Ontology annotation, molecular function: calcium ion binding. The record is from RefSeq and is a predicted model, not a curated record. Lineage: Eukaryota; Metazoa; Chordata; Hyperoartia; Petromyzontiformes; Petromyzontidae.
GACACACACACAGACACACACACGCACAGACACAGACACACGCGACGUCACCGCGGUGCCUGUGCCAGGCCAGGCGCACUUUGCGGGCGCCGCUGGCAGGGGGGAGGUCACCGGCCGGAGGUCCCAGCUGGUGCCGUGGUGGGGGGUGGUUGACUGACGACUCUCGAGUGUCUCCAGCCGUGCGCACCACACCCCUCACCUUGUCGUGCCACCUGCCCGCACGCGACGCAUGUGGCGCUGUGCUGCAGCAGAUGUGGACGAGUGCGGGUCGACUCCCUGCCAGAACGGCGGCACGUGCACGGACCGCGUGGCGUCCUACGGCUGCGACUGUCGCCCGGGAUACGUGGGCACGCACUGCGAGACGAGGGUGGACGAGUGUAGCUCGUCGCCGUGCAGGAACGCGGCGCUCUGCGUGCCGCUGGAGGGGGCCUGGCGCUGCGAGUGCCUCCCGGGCUUCACCGGGGACGAUUGUGGCCAAGACAUUGACGAGUGCGAGUCCGGGCCGUGCCUCAACGGGGGGGCCUGCACCGACGGCGUCGACUCCUACAACUGCAGCUGCCAGGCCGGGUUCUCCGGGCUCCACUGCCAAAUCGAUGAAGUGUUCGUGGCGAAUCUGAUCGGCUGGAUCGUCGGCUUCCUGGUGCUCACGCUGACCCUCUUCCUCACGAUCCGCUGCCACAGGAAGCACGGCUGUCUCCGCAAGAGAGGAUAUUUCCGUGCCAGCGGCAACAAAGUGUGGCCGGCCCGGCCCAUCGCCCGCGAUCGCCUGCCGACUCCGAGGCCCCGGCGAGGCGUCCACGACGCCGGCCUGGGGGUGCCCGCUGCGCGUCGCGGCCGCAGGAAAAUCCGUCGGCCGAGCGACUUCUCCCUGGACGCCCCGCCGCUCCCGGGGUCGUCGGGGUCCUCAUCCUCCUCGUCGGGCUCCAUGGGGUCCUUGCAGUCGUCCGGCUCCUUCCUGCCCGUCGAGGUGGCGGUGCGCUCCAACAUCCCGAUGGCGAUGAGGGGGAUGGUGCUGGAGGUGACGGGGCGCGUGACGACUCGCGCGUCCGACGUCGACGCGUCCGCCAGCGACGCCGCCGCCGCCGCCGGCGCCGGCGGCGGUGCCGCCGUGCCGCCCUACCGCGGCAGGCCCUUCUGGUCCCCUCGCUCGGCGUGGGGGGGCAGCGGCGGCGGCGGCGGCUCGGUGCCCCCCCCCGCCAUGCAGAGGGAGAAGGCGUUCAUCUGGUGAAUCUCGCGACCUCUCACCCGGGAGCGACGUGAACUCCUCCCUCCCUGCGUGCCAUUUCACUGUUCUGUUUUCCUUUUUAUAGUCCACCUCCCCUCCCCACUUCGUAGCCGACGCGACGAUCCGUCGGUUGUUUGUUGUCUGGGGCCGAGGCCACGCCGGGUUGGUUUCACGGCAAAGUUCUCGUCGGGUGGUGGAGGGCUCACGACAACGACAAAAUGUCAGAACAGAAAAUGGCUACCAGCAAGUGGCCGAACCCCAAAGACGAAGAAACGUAAACAAUGUGUACGUUGGCUUGACACGGAUUCGCCGUUGACAUUCAGGCCCCGGUUCGCUGCGGUUUCAACGGGCUGGCAAGGCGUUGUGUCGUAACACCCCUCCACCACCCGACGCGCCGGUUUGUUAUCGUCGGGGCUCGCCCGCUGCGACCAAACGCAACGAUGACGACGUCGACUCGUGGCCUAGCAACAAUCGUCAGUCUCGAGCCGAGUUUUGUUUUUACUUUUUUUUACUUUUUUUUUUACUUACUCAGAUUGUACAUGUUGUGGAUUUACUCUCCAACACACCGGUGGGCUGAA